UCCCAAUUUUCUAGAUGCAAGAUUUGAAUCCAGCUCUUCGUGGCUCCAAGGCCAACACUAUCUACUGCACCCAUACUGCCUCCCUUUAACCCAGCUGCUCCUUAUUCUUUACAGAAGAAGAAACCAAGAUCAUCGUCAUAUCUAGAGCACUUCUUACUAUGCCAGAAAUGGGGGGGGGGAGUAAUAGGAGCAGAGAACCCAGUUGGUUUAGUUCUUAUUCCUAGAGUCCUAGGAAAGAGCCUCAAUCUGGACUGCAAGUUCCUGGUGGGCUAGAAAGAUCGAGUCGUGCCCUAUGGUUGAUGCCCAAAGGCUCGAUUUGGGUUUGUAGGACAGAGCAGAGGGGGGAAGAGGAGGAGGAGGAGAAAGAGGAGGAGGAAGAGGAGGAGGAGGAGGAAAAUGGGGGCGUCUCCGGGAGGAUUGAGGCCCGCCACCAUUGGUCCCCGGACCUCCUCUGGGCCCCAGGGGCGAGGCCAAGGGUGGGAGAUAGCAAGGGGUGGAAGAGGCGGGGUCCGGAGCUGGUCCCUCUUGGGCUCGGGCAGUAGGGGCUAGUCGGGGACACGAACCACUGCAGCUGUUGGGAAGAGAGAGGAAACGGGGAAACAAGACGAGACGAGGUGCUUGAGCCAGAAACCCCCGCAGCGUCCCCGGACCUUCACUCAUUUACCACCAUCCCCCCAGCGCAAACCACUUGCCCUCACGUCCAAGAGCCCGAGGAGACAGCAGUGCUCAGCGGAACCGGUACCGCAGUCCGCGAUGAGGGAGAUCGUCCAUAUCCAGGCCGGACAGUGCGGGAAUCAAAUUGGCACCAAGUUUUGGGAAGUGAUCAGCGAUGAGCACGGGAUUGACCCAGCGGGAGGCUACGUGGGUGACUCUGCGCUGCAGCUGGAGAGAAUCAACGUCUACUACAAUGAGUCAUCCACCCAGAAGUAUGUUCCCAGGGCCAUCCUAGUGGACUUGGAACCAGGAACCAUGGACAGUGUGAGAUCUGGGCCUUUUGGUCAGCUCUUCCGGCCUGACAAUUUCAUCUUUGGACAAACUGGUGCAGGAAACAAUUGGGCAAAGGGACAUUACACUGAAGGAGCAGAGCUAGUAGAUUCAGUGCUUGAUGUAGUGAGGAAAGAAUGUGAACACUGUGACUGUCUGCAAGGAUUUCAGCUCACUCACUCCCUGGGAGGAGGGACAGGGUCUGGUAUGGGAACACUGCUCAUUAGCAAAAUCCGAGAGGAGUAUCCAGAUAGAAUCAUGAAUACCUUUAGUGUCAUGCCUUCUCCCAAAGUGUCUGAUACUGUUGUGGAGCCUUAUAAUGCUACCCUGUCGGUGCACCAGCUGGUUGAAAACACAGAUGAAACUUACUGCAUCGACAAUGAGGCUUUAUAUGAUAUCUGCUUCCGUACCCUGAAGCUUACCACCCCGACCUAUGGAGACCUUAACCACCUGGUGUCUGCAACCAUGAGUGGAGUGACCACGUCACUGCGCUUCCCUGGGCAGCUCAAUGCUGAUCUCCGCAAAUUGGCAGUCAACAUGGUCCCCUUCCCCCGCCUUCACUUCUUCAUGCCAGGCUUUGCUCCUUUAACAGCCAGAGGCAGUCAGCAGUACCGAGCCCUCACAGUGCCAGAACUCACUCAGCAAAUGUUUGAUGCUAAGAACAUGAUGGCUGCUUGUGACCCAAGACAUGGACGGUAUCUCACUGUGGCCACUGUCUUCCGAGGCCCAAUGUCCAUGAAGGAAGUGGACGAGCAGAUGCUAGCCAUCCAGAAUAAGAAUAGCAGCUAUUUUGUAGAGUGGAUCCCUAAUAACGUCAAGGUGGCUGUAUGUGACAUCCCUCCUCGUGGCCUUAAGAUGGCUUCCACAUUUAUUGGCAAUAGCACUGCAAUUCAGGAGCUCUUCAAACGCAUCUCUGAGCAGUUCUCUGCCAUGUUCCGCAGGAAGGCUUUCCUUCACUGGUUUACGGGAGAAGGAAUGGAUGAAAUGGAGUUUACAGAAGCAGAAAGUAAUAUGAAUGAUUUGGUCUCAGAAUACCAGCAGUAUCAAGAAGCUACAGCCAAUGAUGGAGAGGAAACUUUUGAAGAUGAUGAGGAAGAGAUCAAUGAAUAAAGAAAAUUUCCCUUACCACAUAAAAAUAUAAACAAAAGCUUAAUAAAAUGCCUUUAAAUGUA
Molecule: messenger RNA, 2156 nt
Organism: Dromiciops gliroides (monito del monte)
Lineage: Eukaryota; Metazoa; Chordata; Mammalia; Microbiotheria; Microbiotheriidae
Gene: TUBB6
Product: tubulin beta 6 class V
Exons: 4
Coding region: 754-2094 (446 amino acids)
Biological process (GO): microtubule cytoskeleton organization; mitotic cell cycle
Cellular component (GO): cytoplasm; microtubule
Molecular function (GO): GTP binding; GTPase activity; structural constituent of cytoskeleton
Source: RefSeq, a predicted model, not a curated record